UUGUUUACGGGUGCGCGUCGGGCUUAGUAUAUACUUUCGAGAACUCGUUUCAAGUGCGGGUAGUUCGUAAGUGUUUGCUCGUCGUUACCAGUUGUUACCGUGGCCGUCGGUGUCUGUCGUAUUCGAUGUCAUUGAACGCGGUCAAACGCGGCGCCGGUGAAAAUUCCGAAAGGGUGAAAGAGCGAGAGAGCAAUUAACGCCGCUGUGACACAUGAGGUAUAAACCGUGGUGAAAGGAGACCACUGGAUCUCCAAGUAUUCGUUCCAAUGGAUGAGAGCAAAGUUAAGUGAGAAUGUCUCAAACUGCUGACGUCGAAAGCGAGGCAGGGUCCAUCUGUGACGAGGAACGGGUCCGGAAGUUAUUUCAAGCAUGUGACGGAGACGGAGAUGGCUUCAUCGAUAGCCAGGACCUGCUGACGGUAUGCAGAGAGCUCAAUCUGGAGAAUUCGGUCGAGGAGCUCAUGAGAGAACUGGGAGCUGAUGAGCAUGGGCGCAUUUCCUACCAGGAAUUUCUCAGAAGGAGAUUAGCUCUCAGGCCCGAAAUCGAGGCGCUCCGAUCCGGUAAACGUAGGAACGGCUCGCACACCCAUACACCGGAAUACCUGCCCACCAGCAGCGACAACAGCCUCGGAACGGUGUCGGGUCGGCACGAAAGCUGGGAGUUCGACAGCGGAGCUCGCGACCUCUCCCCGGAACCGCAUGCCCUGCAGAAGCUGGUGGAGGCCGCAGCCGGCGGCACCGGAAGCAUGCUGGACCUGGCGAACAAGCUGCAUGCUGCGGCGCUCUCCUCGCUGCGCUCGGAAGUGGCGGAGCUGAACUCGCGGCUAGCAGCGGCGACAAGAGCCCGCGAGGCCGCUGAAGCCGCCCUGGCGCGGGCGGAGGGUCAGCUGGCGCGGGCGGAGCAGCGUGCUGAGCAGCGAGCGGAACAGAGGGCGAGAGUGCGGGCGGAGCAGCAGGCCGCCCGGCACGAGGAGCGGCUCACCGAGCUCCACUCCGUCAUCGCCGAGCUGGGUCGGCAGCUCGAGCGUCACCGCGCCACCGUCAUCGCCGAAGAGGACGAGUCCGAGGUCGAGACCAGCAGAGACGCGGAGAUCGCUGAGGAGCCGGAAGACUCGACGACUAACCCCGUCGAGAGCAGCGAUGCAGCUAGGGCGGAUGUUGACGCGGACGCCGAUGUGGAUGCGGAUGCGGACGGGAACGCCGAGCUCGACGUCGAUGCCGACGGGGACGCCGAUGUCAAUACCGACGCCGAUGGAGAGGCCGACGCCGACGCCGACGCCGACGAAACUCUCGAAGAUGUGGACAGUAGCCGCUGCGAAGAGCUGUCGCCGGCGCGUCCCCGAACCCCUAGACCGCCGACCGGAGCGGCCUCGCCCGAGCCGUUGCCGCCCGCUCUCGGCAAGGUUGUCCUCACGAGAGAGGAAACUCCCAUCCCCAAGAUGGCCGAGCGGGUGCGGCUGCGACGCACCGACGAGAGGCACAUCACGGGGCCGGACAUCGCCAGUCUCGGGGUCUGCUCGACCAUGGUGGCGGAACACCUGGUGUCCGACCUGCUAGACCAGUCGAGUCUCAGGGAGCUGAACGGCUCUGAGGAGCAAUUCGAGGUCGAGACAGAGCGACUCAACAGCCGGCUCGAGCACGCUCGGGCGAGCAACGCAGUCCUCGCCCUAACGCUGCACGAGAGCAAGGCCCAGUGCGACAGGCUGAGCCUUCUCCUGGGCAAGUACGAGUCCAACGCCACGGCACUGCGGCUGGCGCUGACCUACAGCGACCGGGCCACCGAGGCCUACGAGGCAUUGGUCGGCCUGUUGGACGACGGCGGCCCGGCCACCGUCAGGAUGGCCGAGAGGACGGCGAGCCGCGUGCUGGCCCGGCUCGACGGGGACGACGCGUCUGAGCUCGGGUUCUGGUCGGCCGAGAAGGAGCAGCGACUCCGUAGGCACGUCGAACGGCUCAAGGCCGAGCGCGCCCUCGUCGGGGCCACGGCGGUUGACCUGGAAAGCGUCCACGCGGAGCCCCUCAACUCGAAGAACGCCAUGUCCCUCGCCGAGGCGAGGAAGCUCGACCUGGAAACCGCCGUUUUGAUGCAGGAGUUGAUGGCGAUGCGGGAGGACAAGGCGGAGUUGCGGGCGCGUGUGUUCUUCUUGGAAAAGGAGAGGACGACCAUAGAGUUCAAGUUGAACGCCCGGGACACCCGGAUCGCGGCUCAGCACGCUGCCAUUCGGCACCUGCAAGGUCAGCUCAACGAUACCGAAGCCAUGCUGGCAAUGGCUACAAAUAAGGACCGCGGGACGAGCGACGACGAGAGCGAAGGCAUGGAGUCGGAGCUGAUCGAAGCGUUGGGCAGGGAGGCACGGUUGAAGGAACGACUGCAGGAAUUGGUGUCGACUCUGGAUAAGGUCACCAAAAACUCCGAGUCGCGACACCAACAAUCGGCCGAACUUGUCAACGAUUUGAAGAGAGCAAACGGGGCACUCGUGCAAACUUUAGAGAAAACCAAAAAAAAAUAUCAAUCCAGGUUAAAGAAAUUGGAACAACAAAUGCUAGGUACAGUGGAAAGACAUGCCUCGCAGGUCAGAUCCUUGAAGCAGCGGAUAGCUCUACUCGAAGAUGAGGCAGUUAACUAUCGAGGAAACUUACCUCUUCAAUCUCAGAGUUCUGGAGCUAGCGAAACCUCGUUAUGACCCUCGAGUAACUAACGAACAAUGUCUAUGACUAAAUCUACUCUGAUGAGUAUUUUUAAUAACUCUCUUACCAAUACGAAGUCACAGCGAAAAUUGAGUCUACCAUUGUAUUUUUUUACACUAAUAGUUACCCGAUCGUUAUAUGUAGGUACACGCUUUACAGUUUAAUCGUUUUGAUGCUCUGCCAUUGAUUAAAAGUUCAUACUAGACCACUGCUACAGUUACCAGUGAUAAUCUGCCGAAGGCAAAGCAUUUGAAUAAUUGUAGUAUCUCAUAAAUGAAAGCGUGGUUAAUAUUUACAGCAUGUCAGUUCUAGAAAGAUGCUUGUCUGUAUAUAUGUAAUAUUGUUAAACGUAGACAAACCGUGAUACAUGAAUUAUGAUUAAAGCGAAUUGUACUUUA
Orussus abietinus is the source of this 3085-nucleotide messenger RNA. Its product is annotated as colorectal mutant cancer protein. The transcript is spliced from 12 exons. The record is from RefSeq and is a predicted model, not a curated record. Gene Ontology annotation, molecular function: calcium ion binding. The coding region runs from base 293 to 2683 and encodes 796 amino acids. Lineage: Eukaryota; Metazoa; Arthropoda; Insecta; Hymenoptera; Orussidae.